CCUGAAAAAGGAUUUUUGUAAUGUAGCGCUUGGCCACACUAGAUUAUAGUUUGUUGUUGUCUCCUUCGAAGCUGUCCGAAGCGAAAAAUGAUAAAUAUUAAGAAUUCCAAUUGGACUGCAGUCGCAAUUGCAGCCGCAGAGUGCCGAGUGUGAAGUUUGGGUGGUGUAAAAUGCAGCCAAAGGACCUGCAGUGGUCGGUAACAAAAAUGACAUUGCGAUACAUACACACAGACGGAAGCAAACGAAAAACUGGUAUAUAAAAGACGCCAACGAAAAAAGACAGAGUGUGCGAAAAAGAGAGGAAACGCGCGCGCCUGCAAAUUCGAAUUGGGAUAAAUAAAUACUCACCCGUCCGUGAUGUCACAACAUAACCAACCCCACCAAGUUCCCCCUCAUCCGCACUAUCCUUACCACCACGCCUCUUUGUCGCUGCCCCUGCAACUGCAACAGCAGCAGCAACAGCAGCAACAUCAACAGCAACAGCAACAUCAUCAACAACAGCUUCAGCAGCAGCAGCAACAUGCCAGCAGUUGGUACUCACAUGUUGCUUCCUACCCACCCUCCCAUACGGCCUUCAACCCCUCACUCCCCUGCAAGGCCGCCAGCAACAGCAGCAGCACCAACAACAACUCCAUCAUGGGCGCCUACGGAGGGGGUGGUGGUGGUACGCAUGGCUACUACGGCAAUGUCAGCGGCGGAGUGGGUGUUGGAGUGGGAGGGGGCGGUGGCGGUGGCGGAGGCGGAGGUGGCGCAGUUGGCUCGACCUACGGCCUUGGGGCCAACACAGUGGCCUAUGCCCACAACCAGCUGCUUCAGUACCAGCAACACCACCAGCAGCAGGACCAACACUCGCAGCAAUCGCACCUUGGCCAGCGUUCCUCCUACAUGGGCCACGAUGUCAUGACCGGGAGCUAUCCGUACAUCAAGAGCGAACCCAUGGAGGUCUUCCAGCAGCCGCCAAAUCCGAUGGCUCCACCGCCACCUCUGCCUCCGGCCCAGGAAAUGAUCAUAAAAUCGGAACCCAUGGACGAACAGGCCUACAAGUCCAACUAUAUCGAUGACAACACCCCGUUCGCGGACUUCAGCAAGUUCAACGAGUUCAGCGAGGACAUGCUGAGCCCCAAGGUGGAGCUUACUGUCAAGGAUGAGUCCUACGGCAAGAACCAUAAUAGCUUUCCUCGUCGCAAGCCACACAAUGAUCGACCCGCCGGCAAUGAGAGCCUGCCGAUCUGCCAGCGCUGCAAGGAGGUGUUCUUCAAGAAGCAGACCUACUUGCGCCACGUCGCCGAGAGCAGGUGCACCAUCCAGGAGUAUGACUUCAAGUGCAACAUCUGCCCCAUGUCCUUCGUGAGCGCCGAGGAGCUGCAGCGACACAAGAACCAUCACCGGGCCGACCGGUUCUUCUGCCACAAGUACUGCGGCAAGCACUUUGAAUCAAUCGCCGAGUGUGAGGCGCACGAGUACAUGCAGCAUGAGUACGACAGCUUCGUCUGCAACAUGUGCUCGGCCACUUUUGCGACCCGGGAUCAGCUCUACUCCCACCUGCCGCAGCACAAGUUUCAGCAGCGCUUCGACUGCCCCAUAUGCCGCCUGUGGUACCAGACCGCCCUCCAGCUGCACGAGCACCGGAUAGCGGAGCCCUUUUACUGCGGAAAGUACUACGGGGCCGGGCUGAACACGGCGACACCUCAGCAGCAACACCACCACCAGAGCCAGACCAACUACAAGCUACAGGAUUGCCACAUGGCCACCAUGGAGAUGCCCAACACAUCGCAGCACAAGCCGAAUUCCUCCAACUCCACCUUGCCGGCCACUGCGGCUCUAAGUUCCUUGCUGCAGCAGCGGCAAGCGAAUGCCGAUGGAGCUGCCAUGUUCGCUGCCUCGGCGGUCAAGGCGGAGAUGAACGUCAAGCUGGAGCGGAGCUUCAGCAACUCGACCAGCGAAUCAUCGUACGGUGUGCAGGACGGCAGCUACAACAACUCGUUUUCAGGAGAAACUGCAAUGCACAGUGGUGCUAUCGCCGGACCACAGGCGAACUCCUCGACGCUGGACGACUCCGAGGAUGCACUGUGCUGUGUGCCGUUGUGCGGAGUGCGCAAGAGCACCAGCCCUACGCUGCAGUUCUUCACGUUCCCCAAGGACGAAAAAUACCUCAACCAGUGGCUGCACAACCUCAAGAUGUUCCACGUGCCGGCCUCCAGCUACGCCAGCUUCCGCAUCUGCAGCAUGCACUUCCCCAAGCGCUGCAUCAACCGCUACUCGCUGUGCUACUGGGCAGUUCCGACCUUCAACCUGGGCCACGACGACGUGGCCAAUCUCUACCAGAACCGCGAGCUCACCAACACAUUCACCGUCGGUGAAGUGGCCAGGUGCAGCAUGCCCCACUGCACCAGCCAGCGGGGCGAGAGCAACCUCAAGUUCUACAACUUUCCCAAGGACAUCAAGAGCCUGAUCAAGUGGUGUCAGAACGCCCGGCUGCCCGUCCAGGCCAAGGAGCCACGGCACUUUUGCAGCCGACACUUCGAGGAGCGGUGUAUUGGCAAGUUCCGCCUCAAGCCCUGGGCUGUGCCCACCCUUCAUCUGGGCGCCCAGUACGGAAAGAUUCACGACAAUCCCAAGAACUUGUAUGUGGAGGAGAAGCGUUGUUGCCUCAACUUCUGUCGCAGAAGUAGGUCCUCUGACUUCAAUAUGUCGCUAUAUCGUUUUCCCAGAGACGAGGUGCUCCUCCGCCGUUGGUGCUACAAUCUUCGUCUGGAUCCGGGAGUUUAUCGCGGCAAGAAUCAUAAAAUAUGCAGUGCUCACUUCAUCAAGGAGGCGUUGGGCUUGCGGAAGCUAUCCCCUGGAGCGGUGCCAACAUUGCAUUUGGGCCACAACGACACCUUCAACAUCUACGAGAACGAGCUGUGGCCGCCGCCGACUCCCUCCACCAGCCACGGCAGUGGCCAGGUGCACUUGCAACACCAGCCACAUAUCCCAUCGCACCACUCGCUCCAGCACCAGCUGCAUAUUGGACAGAGCAAAUCCUAUCAACGGCACUCGGCCGCAUCCACCUCCUCCUCGGCGAGCUCCACCUCGCACUACGUGGAUCCGGAGGUGAGUGCUUCCUACCUGGCGAUGGGCGGAUCCUCGGUGAACGCCAGCGACAGCAUGGAUGUCUGCUGUGUGCCCAGCUGCGAGAGCAAGCGGCACAACUCUGAGAACAUCACCUUCCACACGAUCCCCCGACGACCCGAGCAGAUGCGCAAGUGGUGCCACAAUCUUAAGAUACCCGAGGACAAGAUGCACAAGGGCAUGAGGAUCUGCAGCCGGCACUUCGAGCCAUACUGCAUCGGCGGGUGCAUGCGUCCGUUCGCAGUGCCCACCUUGCACCUGGGCCACGACGACGAGGACAUUCACCGAAAUCCGGACGUAAUAAAGAAGCUGAACAUCCGGGAGACCUGCUGCGUAGCUGUGUGCAAGCGGAACCGGGACAGGGACCACGCCAACCUGCACCGCUUCCCCAGCAACGUGGCGUUGCUGACCAAGUGGUGUGCCAAUCUCCAGCGUCCCGUGCCGGACGGCAGCAAGCUCUUCAACGACGCCAUUUGCGAGGUGCACUUCGAGGACCGCUGUCUGCGGAACAAGCGCCUGGAGAAGUGGGCAGUGCCUACCCUAACCCUGGGCCACGAAGACAUUGCCUAUCCUCUGCCCACGCCGGAGCAGGUGGCCGAGUUCCACUCGCGGCCCUCGGCGCCCAACAAUGGCGAGGAGCAGGGCGAGUGCUGCGUUGAGACCUGCAAGCGAAACCCCAGCGUGGACGACAUUAAGCUGUACCGUCCUCCGGAGGAGGCGUCCGUGCUAGCCAAGUGGGCGCACAACCUGCAAACCGAGGCCGCCCAGCUGGUGAACCAGCGGAUCUGCAAUCUGCACUUCGAGGCCCACUGCAUCGGCAAGCGAAUGCGCCCGUGGGCCAUACCCACCCUGAACCUGGCCGGCAACAUUGAGAAUCUCUACGAGAACCCGGAGCCCUCGAUGCUCUACAAGCGGCGCAUGCACGCGAAGGCGAAACUGUCCGCAUCUGCGAAGCCUACAUGGGUGCCGCGGUGCUGCCUCCCGCAUUGCCGCAAGGUGCGCGCCCUGCACAAUGUCCAACUCUACCGCUUCCCCAAGCACAACCGCUCCACACUGGCCAAGUGGGCCCACAACCUGCAGGUGCCCAUGGUGGGCAGUGCCCAACGGCGCGUCUGUUCGGCUCAUUUCGAGCCUCAUGUGCUGAGCAAAAAGUGUCCGGUGCCGUUGGCAGUGCCCACAUUGGACCUGAACGCCCCGGCAGGGCACAUGGUGUACCAGAAUCCGGCCAAGCUGCGGGCUAGUAAACUGUGCCUGCAGCGCGUGUGCAUCGUGGAGAGCUGUCGCAAGACCCGGGCGCAAGGCGUGCAACUCUUCCGGCUCCCGCACAAUCCAUCCCAGCUAAGGAAGUGGAUGCACAACAUCAGGACACGGCCACGGGGCUCUAUGCGGUCCCAAUACCGGAUCUGUUCCCGCCACUUUGAGACACACUCGUUCAACGGACGGAGGCUCAGUGCAGGAGCCAUUCCCACGCUGGAGCUGGGCCACGACGACGACGACAUCUACCCGAACGAGGCACAGGCUUUUGUGGACGAGCACUGUGCCGUGGAGGGAUGUGGGGCGUCCAAAGAACAGCCGGAGGUGCGACUAUUCCGCUUCCCCACAGACGACGAUGACAUGUUGUGGAAGUGGUGCAACAACCUCAAGAUGAACCCCGCCGACUGCACGGGCGUGCGCAUCUGCAACAAGCAUUUCGAAGCGGACUGCAUCGGGCCCAAGCACCUGUUUAAGUGGGCCAUUCCCACCCAAGAGCUGGGCCACGACGAUGCCCAGAUAGAACUUAUUCCGAACCCGAAGCCGGAGGAUCGGUACGUCGAUCCAGUGUUCAAGUGCGUGGUUCCCACUUGCGGCAAGACGCGGCGGUUUGACGAAGUCCAGAUGAACAGCUUCCCCAAGGACCCGGAGCUCUUCCAGCGGUGGCGGCACAACCUCCGCUUGGACCAUUUGCACUUCCACGAGCGGGAACGCUACAAGAUUUGCAACGCCCACUUCGAGGACGUGUGUAUCGGCAAGACCCGCUUGAAUAUCGGCUCGAUACCCACUCUAGAACUGGGCCACGAUGAGACGGAUGACCUAUUCCAAGUCAAUCCCUUGGAAUUGCAGAGCAACUUGUUCGGUCGCCAAAGGCGGCUGCUUGACGGAACGGAAUCCGCCGAGGUGAUGGUCAAGCAGGAGCUUCCAGAUGGGGAAGGUGACUCCGAGCCCGAUGACAUAAAACCGGAUAUAAGACAAAUACUAAUAUCCAGACCCAGACAGGUGAAGGCCAAGAAAGGGACUCUGGGGAAUCUGAAAUGCUGCGUCCGGAGUUGCGGAAGGAGUCGGCUCCAACAUGGGGCUCGUCUGUUUGCAUUUCCAACGGGCAAGCAGCAGCACCUUAAAUGGCGCCACAAUCUCCGGCUGGAACCUGAGGACGUGGAUCGGACCACCCGGGUAUGCAGUGCUCACUUCAAUCGCCGCUGCAUAGACGGCAAGCAGCUGAGGAGCUGGGCCAUGCCCACACUGCAGCUGGGGCAUCGGGAGCAGCCCAUCUACGAGAACAUACCGGGCUUUUUCACGCCCACCUGUGCCCUGAGCCACUGCCGUCAGAGAAGGAGCAUCGACAACGACCUACGGACCUACCGGUACCCCCGGACGGAAGACCUCUUGGAAAAGUGGCGAGCCAAUCUCCGCCUGACUCCGGAUCAGUGCCGCGGUCGCAUCUGUGCCGAUCAUUUCGAGCCUAUGGUGCGCGGCAAGUUGAAGCUUAAAACCGGAGCGGUGCCCACUUUGAAGCUCGGCCACGACGAGGGACUGAUCUACGACAAUGAGGCAAUCAAGGCUGGCAUGGCGGAGGAGGAGGAGGUCACCUGUAAGCAGGAGAUCCUGGACGAGGAGGAGGAGGGCGAAGGCGAAGGCGAGGAGUCGCGAGAAGGUGUUCCCGCUGUCAACGAGGAUGAGGACGACAAAGACGACAGUUACUUCGAUCCUUUGGAGUUGGUAGAAACGUUCGCAGAACGGGCCAGCGAUGACGAAGCGGAAGACCACGAAAUGGAGGAAAAAAAUGAGCCCGAUGAGGGGGAUGAGGAGGAGGCAGAGGAGCUCCUGCCCGACCUGCCUCCCACACCGCCUCCUGUGCCCCAGCGUCGCGAAAAACCCGCCAACAAUGUGACCCCCAUAUGCUGUCUGAAGCACUGUCGCAAGGAGCGCACGGCCUUCCAUCUGCUGAGCACAUUCGGGUUUCCGAAGGACCGUAAGCUGUUGCUGAAAUGGUGCGACAAUCUCCACCUGCACCCGGAUGACAUUGUAGGGCGGGUCUGCAUCGAGCACUUCGAGCCGGAGGUCCUCGGCACUCGGAAGCUUAAACAGAAUGCAGUGCCCACCUUGAACUUGGGCCACGACGAUCCGUUGCGGUACACCUGCCAUGGCGUGGAGCAAGAUGAGGACUUGGAGCAUGGCCAGCCGCAGCACUCGGUUUUUCGGCUUUGGAGCCUGAAACACUGCCGCAAGAGGAAGCUAUCGGAUCCCCCGGACAUUCGCCUCAGCCACUGGAAGGAGCUGAAGAUGCACAUGCAGAAGCAGAGGGAGAUGGAGAUGGCGAUGGAGACGGACAUAGUGAUGAGCACUCCUCCUCAGACGCCGGUGAAGAUUAGGCCAAAGAGAUGCUGCGUUAUCAGUUGCGGAAGUGAGGAUACCAAAAAGUUGGUAACCAUGCCGGAUGAGCGCAGUCUUCUCCGCCGGUGGCAGCAUAAUCUCAAGUUGUCAGUGUUCACGGAUCCAAGUCUUGGCCUGUGCCUGGACCACUUCGAAGAGUCUCUGGUGCAAUUUGGAAAGCCCUUGGACAGGGCAGUGCCCACCCUGAAGCUGGGUCACAACAGUGGUAAUCUCUACCGAAACAACGCCACUUGCCUAGUUCCCAGUUGUCCUAGUUCUGACUCCGAUGUAACCAGUUUUGUGAGUCUGCCCGUGAAUCCAGUGAUGAGAAGGGCCUGGCUCUCCUACCUUCAAUUGCCAUUCCAUAGCCAAGGGCUUUUAUGUGGCAACCACUUCGUGGAACUCUACGAGCAGGUGGACUUGCCGGAGGACUUACCCGUCCAGGAUCUGGAGGAGCUGGAACGAACUGUCGAUGAACUGCAGUGCGCUGUGCCCGGUUGCGAGUCAAAGAAUGCCCGUGAGAUUCCUGUCCAGCUGGUCCAGUUACCGCACAACGAGGAGGAACUGUCCAAGUGGCUGCACAACACGAAGAUCACUUAUGACUAUUCGCGGCACGGUAGCUAUCGGAUCUGCCUGCUCCACUUUGACCCCAUCUGCCUGGAAGACGACUUUCCACAGAGUUGGGCAGUGCCCACACUAAACCUGGGCCACGAGGACGACAUCCACCUGAAUCCCGUCCAGAAUCAAGUUCCAGAGGCUCUUAACGGAACCUCCAACAGCAAUCCCUGGCUAACGCCUCUGAGAAUCAAGACGGAACUCGCUUCCGUAAGCAGCCCCAGCGUAAGCGCCAGCCCAAGUCCGAGGGGAAAGAUACGGAUUUGCUGCAUCCCCACCUGCGGCCAGUUUGGAAAUAGCCAGGUGCGACUGUAUCGCUUUCCCAGCGAGGAGCAGUUCCUCCUCCAGUGGCUGAUCAACACGCAGCAGCAGCCCCGACUCGUGGAUCCCAUGGAGCUCUACGUGUGUCAGGCACACUUUGAAGCCGACGCCAUUCACAAGAAGCAUCUCCGCAGCUGGGCACUGCCGACCCUAAAUCUUGGCCACGACGGGCAUGUCUUUCAAAACGCCAGGCACAACGGAACCAUUGCCGAGGCCUUGGAUGUCGAGGAGGCCACUAAGUUUAUCCGGGAGCGCUACUGCUCGGUGAUGAGUUGCUUCCAACCCGCGGGAGAGGGAGUCAGGCUCUUCGAGUACCCCGAGGACAUGGCUAUUAUCCGAAAGUGGGCAGUGGCCUGCAAGCAUCGAUCCAUGCACGCCAGAAGCCAUGGGCUCCGGGUGUGUCAGGCGCACUUUGCCGCCGAGUGUUUUGAUCCCGGCACUGGAGAUCUGCUAGAAGGGUCUGUACCCACGCUGGAACUCAACCGAGACGACAUCGAGAGACACUGCUUGGUGCGAGGAUGUGAGAGGGACGAGUCGGGUCCUCGCUUGCGCUUCUAUAAGCUGCCCAAGACCGGUGACCAGAUCCAGGCAUGGAGCAACAAUAUGAAAAUUCCGCCCACCGAACUGAUGCAGGGAGACCAACGCAUUUGCGAGCGCCACUUCGAGGCGUACUGCUUCGGACCCUGCCGGGGUCUUCGGCAGGGAGCUCUACCCACUUUGUCCCUGGGCCACGAGGAAGAGGUGGACUUGCUUCCCAAUCCCGAGAAGUUGCGGUUGGGCAAGCAGGAGACAUGUUGCGUACCGGGCUGCGACCGAGUCCGGCAGCCAGAUGACAUCCCUUUCUACUGCUUCCCGAAGCUCUGGCCUUUGGCCAGGAAGUGGCUGCACAAUAUCCGCCUAGAAAAGUCCAGCAAGGAUCCGCUAAACAAACUUAGGGUGUGCCCGGCGCACUUUGAGUCGGAUGUGCAAGAAAACGAUGCACUCCUCCCGGAAGCCAUGCCCACCAAGCAGCUGGGACACUCCUCCGAAGGCAUUUUUCUCACCAACAAGCAGGACAGGAGCUUUCAGAAUCACAAGAAAUCCUUCCCGGAGGUGGUUUGCUGUUAUCCGAACUGCACUGAUUUGUCCAGGAUCCAGUUGAUGGAUCUUCCCGACGCGGCAGAGCUUCGCAACGCGUGGUUAGAACACUUGGAAAUCAAGGAGGCACAUAAUGAUGCCCUACAGCUCUGUCCUCUCCAUUAUGUGAUUCUUUAUGAGCACAGUGCCAAGGAGUUUCCGGAGCACGUUCCUGACCAGUUGAUGGAAGAAAACUACCAAAACGCCCGCAACAACCGGCGCGUGAAGAUCGUCAGUUGUGCCAUCAAGGGAUGCAGUAUGGUGAAGCCCAGGGAUGGAGUGCAGCUGCACGGAAUGCCCGUGUACAAGGACAUCUUGCAGAUGUGGGUGGACAACGGACAGAUAGACUUCUCUGAGCAGCAGCGCUACAUGCUUAAGGUGUGCCACAGACACUUUGAGCCAAGCUGCUUCAUCGAGGAACGGCGGCUCACCUCCUGGAGUGUUCCUACUCUGCAUCUUCCCGGCGAGACUAUCCACCAGAAUCCCAGCAAAGAGGAGUGGCUGGCCAUAAAGCAGGAAAAGGAAGAGCCAGAGAUUAAGGAGGAACCUCUGGAGCCGGAGAUGGAAACUGAAAACUCUCUACUGGAGCCUAUUGUGAAGAUGGAACACAUGGACUCCGAGGAGGACGACUCACAGAUGCAGGCGUUGGAGGUGCUGCUGGAGGUGGGGCACGUGGAGCGGCUGGACAGCUAUGAGAAGAUUGACAAAUCCCCCAUCGCCUAUCCGGAGCACGUCAUAUACAAAUCCAAUCGAAGUCAAUACAACGCCAACCGCUGCGCCGUGGAGGGAUGCGAGGUCACAGCCGAGGACGUAGACGGAACUAUCCGGCUGCACAAGUUUCCCGCCUCAGCGGAUGCCGCCCAGAAGUGGAUGCACAACACGCAGGUGGACAUGGAAGAGAAGUUCUGGUGGCGCUAUCGCAUUUGCAGCUAUCACUUCCACCAGGAAUGCUUUCAGGGCUCUAGAAUCCGGAAGGGAGCCAUGCCCACGCUACUCCUGGGUCCUCGGCGACCGGAUGAGCUUUACGACAAUGAGUUCGCUUCGCAGCAGGAGGCGGAGGACCCGUCUCUGCCCGUCGAGAUGUGUCAGACCAGCGCUACAGAGCGGACUGCUCCGGACGUUACCAAUCUCUGCCUGCCUCCGCCGGCUGCGCCGCGAAAGUCCAGCAAGUUCUGCCAAAUCGAAGGCUGCUCGAAUCAUCUGACCACCGAGAACAUAACCCUCCACAAGUUUCCCCACUCCGAGGACAUGUGCAUCCGAUGGCAGCACAACACUCAAGUUCCAUUCGAUCCGAAUCAUCGCUGGCGGUACAGGAUCUGUACCGCCCACUUCGAGCCUGUGUGCUUGGCCAACUUGCGCCUGCUCCACGGAAGUGUGCCCACCCUGAAGCUGGGUCCCAAAGCUCCAGCCCAGCUCUUCGACAACGACUUUGAGGCCAUCAACCAGCGUCUGGAUAAGAGGUCGGCGGCAGAGAUAAAACAGGAACGAGUGGACAUGGAAGACGAGCUGCACGAGGAUCAGAUGGAUGUGCCUAGCUGGAAACCAGUGAAGCAGGAGAAGAUAACCUUCAACCAGAUAAAAUCUGGCUACGACAAGUGCUCGCUGGCCCACUGCCAGCGCCAAAGAUCUCUGCACGGCGUCCACAUCUACAAGUUUCCCAGGUCGCAGCGCCAGCAGGAGCGGUGGAUGCACAACCUCCGCAUUCGCUACGAUGAGCGCCGACCCUGGCGAUUCAUGAUCUGCAGCGUCCACUUCGAGCCCCACUGCAUCAGCCUUAGAAAGCUGCGCCCCUGGGCAGUUCCUACGCUGGAGCUGGGCACGAAUGUGCCGGAGAAGAUCUUCACGAACGAGCAGUGCCAGGAACUGGAGGUGGAACAGCCCAGCGAUCGCAGCGAGGCGGAGAGCGAAGAGGAGGAUGGCCUGGAAGAAGACGACGAUGGGGAGGACGACGAGGGGGCGGAAGAAGGACUAGACUGCAAUAUCCGCAUUAAGAAGGAGCGGCGUUCGAAGCUGGAUCCAUAUCCUCCUGGUCAGGUUCCGCCCUGGAAGGUGAAGCAGUGCUGUCUUCCCUACUGUCGUGCCUUCCGAGGAGAUGGCAUCAAGCUUUUCCGGCUCCCCAACAACCGAUCCUCCAUUCGCAAUUGGGAGCUAGCCACGGGCAUGGUGUUCAAAGAGUCGCAGCGAAACACCCGCCUCAUUUGCAGUCGACACUUUGACCCGGAACUAAUCGGUGUGCGUCGUCUCAUGCGCAACGCUAUUCCCACCCUGCAUCUGAAUCCCCAGGCCGUAACAGUCAAGGAGAAGAAGAUUUCGACCAGCAAGCCUAAGGAUGUCCCCUCUUCCAUGCCCACCUGCUGCAUGGCGGAUUGCCAUCACAACGGAAAUACGAAGCUGCAUAAAUUCCCCAGUGACUCCACCCACCUGAGGCAGUGGUGCCAGGCUCUCAGGCUCACGGAUACACAACGUUAUCGCGGCAAGUACAUCUGUUCGGCCCACCUGCCGACCAACAUGACAGUAAGCUGCGUUGUCUGCGGGGUAGAUGACGUUCAGCUGCCGAUGCUGGACUUCCCAGAGAACCGCAACCAGCGGGCCAAAUGGUGCUACAACCUGAAAAUCGAGACCAUACCCAAGUGGGAUCGCUCCAAGCAUAUCUGCUGCCGGCACUUUGAGGCACACUGCUUUGCCCGGCCGGGUGAACUUCGUCCAGGAGCGACCCCAACAGUGGCUUUGAACCACAACGACACAAACAUAUUCCUGAGCGACUACGCCACCGAUCCGACGACCUCCUACGAGGGUAAUCAGAUCAAGGACGAGCCCAUGGACGGCGACGAGACGCUCCUGGUCUAGUCUAGUCUAGUGCCCCACACGAAAUCAUUUUAACCUAAAGUUAGCUGAACCAUUUUAUAGACAUUUUGUACAUUCACUGUACCCCAGCCACAUCACGUCUUCUAGUUUUACCUUGUAGUCUCUACCAGUGAUUUGAAUGCGUUAUUAAUUCUUAAGCGGCGUGAGAAGGAAAUGCCAUACAAAGAAACAACACACAAUGUUCCUUAAGUUAUUGUUUUUAGUUUUUAUACAUUUACAAACAUACACCCCCAAUUGUGCGAGUAAAAUGUGUUUUAGUUUCCCAGAUGCAUAUAUAGAUGUAUGUGAACAAUAAGAAUAUACACAUAUUAUGGAAUAUCCUCGUGUAUGUGUAACUUGUAGAUGACCCCAAUAUUUAUUGGUGUUUUACUAAAUAUACAAACAUAAAAAUGGAAAACAAA
Molecule: messenger RNA, 12056 nt
Organism: Drosophila ananassae
Lineage: Eukaryota; Metazoa; Arthropoda; Insecta; Diptera; Drosophilidae
Exons: 8
Coding region: 358-11637 (3759 amino acids)
Molecular function (GO): sequence-specific DNA binding
Source: RefSeq, a predicted model, not a curated record